AUGGAUUAUACAGGCCACAGACUGAAGAAACAUAACUUUGAAGCUGAGAAACGACUCAAGAAAUUGGAAAGAGAUUAUCUCCACACAAGCCAAAAGUACACAGAAACAGAUUCACAGUUUAAGAGCUUACACGAUGAGAGAAGGCAUGCCAGCAAUCUCUUUUACUCGGUUAAAGAGUUCAUUGACUGGUGCAAUUAUCUAGUUAAGAAACUGCAAGAGGCUCUUGACAAGAUACCUUCAACAGAAGAAACCACUGGUCAUCUCUACAUGAUUCAAAGAAAAAUGACAAGGAGUGACAGCAGAAGAUCCGUACAGAGUCUCCUAAACGAGGUUAAAGAGAAAAACAAGUGUAAAGACAAAGCUGUUUUUUUAACUUGUACACUAGUUUGUAACCCUACAAAUUGUGACAGUUUGAGAAAAUAUGUGGAGCUGGAAAUAAAAGUUCUAAAGAAGCUGAUCGGAGAGCUUCAAAAAGACCGGGAAGACAAACUGCAGAUUAUGCAAUAUGCAAGGAAUCUGUAUAGCGAUUCCAAACGAAAAGUAAAGCAUGUGAGCAAGAAAAAGGAUGGUCUCAACUCUCAAGUCACAGAUUGUAACUUGGUUUGA
Molecule: messenger RNA, 606 nt
Organism: Eruca vesicaria subsp. sativa (arugula)
Lineage: Eukaryota; Viridiplantae; Streptophyta; Magnoliopsida; Brassicales; Brassicaceae
Source: the annotation of a GenBank genome assembly